AACAAUCAACAGCUGAAAAAGCAAAACUCUGUCGAUCUUACGGGACAGGGCAGAGGAUCCCCCCACGUCCUCUUUCUUAAACCCACGAAGCAACACCAAUCAUCAGCUUUGUCGAUCUUUAAUACUUGAUGCUCUGGCGCGCCGGCGAUCCGACGCCCGCGAAUCCUCGUAAUCCUCUCCUCUAUACAUGUUACUACGCCGCCGCCGCCAUGCCUUCAAUUUUCUUCACGAUCCUCUCUUAGCAUCAUCAAUAAAAAUCGAAUCUUUAUCGUCGUUUUCGAGCCUCCCCGCGACUGCGUCGACGCCGAGCGACGAAACGCACUCCGACCUCCUCGCCCUCUGCUCGAACUCGCGGUCGCUUGCCCGGACCAAGCAAUGCCACACUCUGGGAAUCGUGGGUCGGUCCCUCCCUCGCAGCGUCUCUCUCUGCGCUUCGCUCAUCUUGAGCUACGCUGGCCAUGGGGACAUCGCGGCGGGCCGCGUCCUGUUCCGCCAGACUGUUGGGCACUGCCACACGGCCUUCUUGUGGAACACACUCAUCCGGGCUCACUCCGUGUGCGGAGCUCAUGAUGGGUUCGAGACGUAUAACGCGAUGAUCAGGAGCGGGGUUCGGCCUGACGGCCACACGUUCCCUUUUGUUCUCAAGGUUUGUGCGGAUUUUGCGGAAGUGAAGAAGGGGAUGGAGGUUCACGGGGCUGUGUUCAAGUUGGGUUUCAAUGGUGAUGUCUACGUGGGGAACACCCUUUUGCAGUUUUACGGUAACUGUAGGGAUUUGAGAGGCGCAGGGAAGGUGUUUGACGAAAUGGAUGAGAGGGACAUUGUUUCGUGGAAUACUGUUAUUGGAGUCUUUUCGGUGAAUGGUUUGUAUCAGGAGGCUUUUGAGUUUUUCAACGGCAUGAAUUCAAGGUCUGCGAUGAGGCCUAAUAUGGUGAGCAUUAUUAGUGUUUUGCCAGUAUGCGCCGGAUUUGAGGAUGAAGCGAUGGCGUCUCAGAUUCAUGCUUACACGGUCAAGCUUGGGUUGGUUACAAAUGUGACUGUUGGGAAUGCGCUGGUGGAUGCGUAUGCAAAGUGUCGGAAUGCAGUGGCUGCGAGGUAUUUUUUUGAUGAGAUGGUUGAGAAGAAUGAAGUUUCAUGGAAUGCAAUCAUAACGGGUUUUGCAUAUGGGGAGUGCAAUGUAGAUGCUUUGAAUAUGUUCAGGUCAAUGAUCUCUGAGGGUAUGAAGCCAGACUCUGUCACCAUUUCUAGUAUGCUUCCUGUGCUUGUUGAAUUACAGUUGUUUGAUUUAGCCGAAGAGGUGCACGCAUACAGCAUACGAAUGGGUAUGGAAUCUGAUCUGUUCAUCUCCAACUCUUUGAUUGACAUGUACGCAAAGUCUGGCCAUCCAACUAUGGCUUCUAGUAUGUUCAACAAAAUGAAGGUCUGCAAUAUAGUGUCAUGGAAUGCUAUGAUUGCUAACUUCACUCAAAACAGGCGAGAGGUUAAAGCUAUAAAUCUUAUACGAGAAAUGCAAGUUCAUGGUGAAGUUCCAAGCUCAUUAAGUUUCACAAACGUGCUUCCUGCUUGCGCCAGGAUGGGUUUGCUUUCUACUGGAAAAGAGAUCCAUGCAAGGACAUUUCGCAUGGGACAGUCCUUUGACGUGUUCAUCUCCAAUGCCUUGACAGACAUGUAUGCAAAAUGUGGCUGCUUGAACCUGGCCAGAAAGGUUUUCAGCAUGUCAUGGAGAGAUGAAGUAACGUACAAUAUACUAAUUGUUGGCUAUUCUCAAACUAGUUAUUGCUUAGAAUCUCUUAGUCUAUUAAAAGAAAUGCACUCCAUGGGUAUGAACUACGAUAUUGUUUCCUUUGUUGGAGCUAUCUCAGCUUGUGCAAACAUAGCUGCAAUCAAGCAGGGUAAAGAAAUUCAUGGGCUGCUGGUUAGGAAACAACUUCAUAUGCAUCUCUUCGUUGCAAACUCACUGUUGGACUUAUACACGAAAUGUGGAAAGAUUGAUAUUGCCAGAGAAGUAUUUGACCGUAUACCACACAGGGAUGUAGCCUCUUGGAACACUGUGAUCAUGGGUUACGGGAUGCUGGGAGAAAUAGAGACUGCCAUCAGCCUUUUUGAAGAAAUGAGAAAUGAUGGUGUGGAAUAUGACUCCGUUUCAUAUAUUGCAGUAUUAUCAGCAUGUAGUCAUGGAGGGCUGGUUGAGAAGGGAAGGGAGUACUUUAAAGAAAUGCGGUGUCAGAAUCUUGAGCCAUCACAGAUGCACUAUGCUUGUAUGGUUGAUAUUCUUGGCCGAGCUGGCCUUUUUUGAAGAAGCUCUGGAACUAAUUAAAGGCCUGGCCUUUGAACCAGAUGUUAAUAUAUGGGGUGCUUUGUUGGGGGCAUGUCGUAUGCAUGGGAAUAUAGAGUUGGGCUGUUGGGCAGCUGAUCAUCUUCUCAAGUUGAAGCCAGAUCAUUGUGGAUACUAUGUACUUCUUUCCAACUUAUAUGCAGAAGCAGGGAGAUGGGAUGAGGCAGAUAGAGUGAGAGAAUUGAUGAAGUCAAGGGCAGUGAAGAAGAACCCUGGUUUUAGUUGGGUUCAGACACCCGAUAAAGUGCAUGCUUUCGUGGUCGGAGAGAAAGUAGAGGAUUUAGAUCUGUUUGCUCGGCUUGCAGAAGCUGGCUAGUAUGUUCUAAAAUGGACAUUAAGAAGAGUGGCAUAUCAGCCAGGAUUUUAAAUGCUCACUGCAGAGUCUACCCUGCAACUUAAGAACCAAGGAAAAAGACUAGAACAGCAGAUGAAAGCUUGUUAAAGUACAACAAAUUACCUAAAAAAAGAAAGGGGAGCAUCCACCCUUCACGAGAAUGGAAUUUACAAUGCACGUGAAGAUCAAAUGGAUGUGAGCCAUGAGACUUGAGGGAGGAAGGCAUCAUUGAGAAUUCAACAGUGGACUGUAGAAACUGGAGGUAAGCAAUUCCGGAAGGAUGCACGAUCCCAUUUAACUCUCACCAGGUAAAGCAAACUUACUAGAAAAGGGUGUAUCCGAGUUUCAGAUGAGAUUCUUUGUGGGCAUGAGAGCGCAUCAGGAUCCAUCUCGAUGCGGCACAUGCUACAGCAGUAGGUCAAGACAUUAUUGUCUGAUCUAUUACACACAACACAUGGUCAAUCAAACACAGAAUCCUUGGCUCAGAGGAUGAGAGGACGUUGUGGAUGUGAGAAAUGUCGGAUUGCUCUGACAAUUGCUCAGCACAUGAUAUGUGAAUUUUGAGGGAUGGGCGGUGAUGGCAGGAAUAGCUCUCCCUCGAGCAGAUUUUCUUAUGUGAGGAGCACAUAUCAUCAUCCUCUUUCAUGAGAGCCAAAGGUUGCGUAAUUGUUGGAUUUUCCCAUCCAACGAACUCAUAUCUUGUGGUAGGCUUGAGAGCACAAUUGGGACUCGGUGAAAUUACAGUCCCUGCACCAAUAUAGAAGCUUGCUGUCCCAUUGGCCACAGCCGCAGCAGGCAUUUGUCAGUCCACUGAACACCAAGGGCAGAGGAUGGAAAGGAUGAAACGGAUGGUUUGUGUGUGUGUGUGUUUGUGGGGAGGGGGGGUGUAAUUCAGCACAAGAUUUAUGUAGAUGGAGGUCUUCACAUUCUCUGCACCUAUGAAUAAGGUCCAAGCAGGAUCGGCCGCAUGCAGAGCAAUUAAUUCCAUAAAUUCGGCCCAGAUCUACCAGUCUGAGUAUCAAGGGGUGAUGGUGGCUGAAGUGUUGAGUCUCCAUUCUUUUGAGGUCUUCUCCUGAAUGGUCCGACCUAGGAGCAGACACCCAAUGAUUUUGUUUAUUUAAGCGUGGUCUCCUCACAAACCGUCAAGCGCAGAAAGGCAAAGCCAUACGGAUGGAAAACUGUAAGUUCCGAGGAAGAAAGCUGAAACUAGGUCUUCUUUAUGGGGUUCAUUUACUGUCUUCUCUUUUUUGCUCUUGGGGAACACGAGAGCUCUCAUUCAUCGGCCAUUCCACAAUCUCUAUUUUCAAAUACUUGGCAUAGGGAACAUCUGCAUUCAAUUAUCCAUUUUGCCAUUGUAAGAUGAACAUUUCUUGUAAUGUGAGCCCCAUGACAGACC
Eucalyptus grandis is the source of this 4062-nucleotide messenger RNA. Its product is annotated as pentatricopeptide repeat-containing protein At3g03580. NCBI's taxonomy places the organism in Eukaryota, Viridiplantae, Streptophyta, Magnoliopsida, Myrtales, Myrtaceae. Gene Ontology annotation, molecular function: RNA binding; protein binding. The coding region runs from base 188 to 2293 and encodes 701 amino acids. The transcript is spliced from 2 exons. The record is from RefSeq and is a predicted model, not a curated record. Gene Ontology annotation, biological process: RNA modification.